AGGAAAACUGUUUCAAAUGAAGAGAGUAAAUCAGAUUGACAUCACACCUACACUGGCUGUCUUGUUUGGUUUAUCCAUUCCAAAGAACAGGUAAGGAUGCAACCUCGUUCCCAGGUUUUUGAUUUGUAUGGAUGUCAAUGACUGCAAAACCUCAACCUAUAUACUGUACGUGAAGACUAUACAAUGUAUAAUAUGCCCUACCUUUAUUGGAUGGCCACAAGUCAUUCGUAUACUGUCUAUUAAUAAUACACAAUGCAAAUAGCGGUUGACAUUUCAUGGUUUUAACUUGCAUGAGGAUAAGCGCAAUUACAUUUAGCUGUCUAUUCUUGACUCAUUGUAUAACAGUCCAAAGACAUCUGGCAUAAUGAUUAUUUCUCUUGUUCAGCAUUGGAAUUGUUAUUCCUGACUUGCUCACACGGUACUCUGUUAAGGAACGCUUGGAGGCACUUCGUAUGAAUGCUGUACAGAUCUCUAAUGUUUACCAGUCCAACACAGAUAACGAGUCUGCCAUUGAUCUAGAUUUAGCUGUAAGACUUCACGAAGAAUGGCUGAGAGACUGCGACAACAAAACCCGCAUUGAUCUAGACGUUCGUGCCGAACAGAUAUCCAAGCUUUACUAUUCAGGAAUGCAGGUGAUGACCGAGAAGCUGACGACAUUUAUGUCCUCGUACGACUUUUAUGCUCUUUAUAUUGGGAUAUGGCUUUUGGUACAGUCUCUAUUGGGUUCUGUCUCCUUACACGUCGACCUAUUACCCCAGGAUUUAUCCAAGUUUAUUGGCGUACAUUUUCCCACUUUGUCAAUUACAUUUUUGGUGAUCGUUUGUCUAACUGGCUGCAUUCAUGUCCAUCUUUGUUCAACUCAAGGAUUAGGUAAUUUAUUUUGGUUUUUAAAAGAUCUUUACGUUACUUUUUGUAUCCCAAAGGUUUCUCUUAUUCGCAGUGCAUGGUGCCUAAAUUACUUUGAAUUUGUACUCAAGUAAAAGUAGAAGUAAUUAACAAUAAAACGACUUGAGUAAGAGUAAAAAGUACUGGAAGCAAAACGUACUUAAGUAAAAAGUACAAAGUAUCCUUAAAAAAUACUUGAAGUACAAAGUAAAAGUAAAAGUACUAUAUAUUGUAUGUAGCGUGUAGAGGGGCUGGUGGGGACUUCUCCAAUGGAUUGAUAUACAAAAGAUUAUUUAUACAAUAUUUCACGGCAUGGUCUACUUUCCAGACCCCGCGUUGUCGUUGAAGAUAUAAGGAAAUCCAUUAAAUAAAUCAUGCUUAUAAGUAAGCGGCAAACGAGUGAUCCCAGACGCAUGUAGAGGUCGUAUUAUCUAUUCCAAAACUAAAAUAAAUCAGAAAUAAAUCACGUAAAAUUAAACAAAUGUUAGAAAGUAACGAAAUACUUCACCACAAAAUGAAAAUAACGAAGUAAAACGUUACUUCUUAAAACGACUCCGUUCCAAGUAAAAGUACUCCAGAAAAAGUUUACUUUGUUACAUGCUGACUUCUCAAAAAUAGUACUUAAGUACAGUAACGAAGUACAUUUACUUCGUUAAUUGACACCACUGCUUAUUCGAGACAUUGCACAAAUAAUGAUUAUACUGUAUACCAUAUCAUGCAAGGAAUAUUGCUAUACUGUAUUUCGACGUAUUCAAGUAAAGUGCCAAUGAAGGCAUCCGUACUGUACUUUAUUGCACUAAACGGCUAUUACUUCUUUACCAGUAACCAUAUAUGAAAACCUACUACGAUUUAUAUAUCGUACUAAACAUCUAUUUGGCGAUCCAGACAUGCAUGCUCACUAAAUAAAUGGUAAAAUUCGGGUUUAGUAACUUACAAAGAACUUAUAUACAUACUCGAAAUUUUCAAUUAAACUUGAUUGAUCAUGACAAUUUUUUAUCUUUGUACAGGAACAAGUGAGGUGCUCUGUGUCCCUUCGAUGCUAUCUUUUUUACUAUCAUGUAUUUUUAUUGUAUCAACUGCGAUCACAUUAUUGGGUUUGAUGAUCAUUCUUAUCAACAUGAUUGCUUUUGGAUUACCGACGUGGUUCCACACAUCUUCCGUAGUAAGUAUUGAACCCGUUACUUUCCUUGUCAUCGGAUUACUACUACACAACAUAAGUUUACUUUCCACAAGUUUUAUAGAGGAGGAACAUCAGACAUGGUAUUUUUUGACAACUACAUAUCACCUAAUGUUAUUAUAUAAGAUACAUAUUAAGAGGAAAAGUACAUCAUAUUCCAACGAGGAGGAAACGUCACCCAAUGACUCUCCUCUUAAUGCAACAUCUUCAACGGGAAAUCUUGUAACAGACAAAGUUAAAAAUCGAGGAAUAGCAAAAGAUCACGUUGGUAGAAGAACUGACCGUAAUCGUAAAAGAACAUCAGUUUAUAUGGUUAUUUUGCUGUUAUGUGCUAGAACACUACGGAGUUGGAAUCAAACUGGGAUAAAAUGGGCUGACCAACCUGAUGUUGAGGAUUGGUUAGUGAAUCCUGAAAAUAAGACUGUACUCUCUUUACUUACCAUCAUUUCUUUCGUUGGAAUAACUUUGAACAUCUUUUAUAAAAUUGAAAGAAAUCGAUGUGGUCUAUUUGAGUUUAUUGUCUUCACAGCCGGCGAGGUAGGCGUGUACCUUUAUAGAGCUGCUACAGGUUGUGUUAACCUUCUCUGGAGCCCGGGAACUCCUCAAGCUGGCAUACACUUUGCUCAAUUUGUUCACCUCUGUGUACUAGUCUUGGUAUUAAAAUCAUUGUUUCGAUUAUACUAUGAUAGAAGAAAAGGAUAUCCAAUGCAGGGAUCACCUUUGGAAGUGCUUGUUACUGGUUAUGUGUUAUUAAUUACACUUCUUUUAAGAACUCAUAACAUCCCACUUGUCGCCUUAAUGCUUGUGCAAGUUCAUGUUCACCGUGAAGUUAUAUGGAAAAGGUAGGGGUGUAUAUACUAUUAACUAUAUUUUAACUGUUGUUGUUAGUAGUCAUUAGGGCCGCAAGUCCUCCCCAAAAAUUCCGGCUGCCACGCAGGCUACUACAGUGAAUAAACUGUGGUGAAUGAAGUGGUACGUCUUAUAGUACGUACCCCAAUAUUUUCUUAAUGCGAGUGCUCUCUUUUUGUGACGUGUGGCCAUUAGGAGGAGUAAAAUACUCUGAGUGUCUACACACCGGACAAACUGAAACAUUACUUGACCGCGGCGGAAAUCGAACCUGCAACAAUGGGCUUGCUAGUCCAAUGCUCUACCAGUUGAGCUGCGAGGUUGAGUUGGUUCAAGCAAGCCAAUGAUCACGUGUAGUUGGCCCACUGAACUCUAUAAAUGCUGGAACGAUAACUCGGGCUUGAUUUUUGAAGCGAAGAUGGCGGGAUUUGAAGGCCGUCUUCUAGGUAUGAUCCAGGCCCCUGCGCGGAAAUUCACUAAAUUCAGUAAGAAAAAACUGGUCUUAUUUCAUGUAAAAGUUUCAUAUUUUUCAGCCAAUUGUUUGUUUAGUCGGGCUUUACUAUGCCGCUAGGAUACUAGUACAAAUGGUCUAACUUUCAGAAUAAGUAAAUUUAGAAAUACUUCGUCAUAAAUAGUAAAGUUAUCUCGUGAGUGAAAAACAAGUUCGGAAUAAAAAGCAAUUUCUUGGUUUUUUUGGGCUAUCUAUGUGGGAUUUGAAAAGAAAACAGAAUGAUAUGGACUGCAUUUGCAUCAAUCUUACCUUUUUGUUUAGUUUUUGGCUUUUAGUUUUUGGCUUUUAGUUCUGAAAAUUAGCAUUUUUGUGCAAAAAUUGAAAAACAUCGAUCGGAAAACUUUAGUCAUUUUUCAGCUCCCGCGAAGCACACGAAAAAAACGCAUGUUUUAUACCUACAAGAGAACACUCUAUAAGCCGCCAUCUUGGCUUCACGCAAUCAUAGGGCAGUUUAUCUGCAGUUAUCGUUCCAGUUAUAAUAGAGUUCACUGAGUUGGACUGACAAACCAAUGAUCACGUGUAGUUAGACUAGCAAACCAAUGAUCGCGUGCAGUUGGACUAGCACUGAAACCAAUAAUCACGUGUGGUUGAACUAGCAUACCAAUGAUCACGUGUGGUUGGACUAACAAACCAAUGAUCACGUGUGGUUGGACUAGCAAACCAAUGAUCACGUGUGGUUGGACUAGCAAACCAACGAUCAAGUGUAAUUGAACUAGCAAACCAAUGAUCACGUGUAGUUGAACUAGCAAACCAAUGAUCACGCGUAGUUGAACUAGCAAACCAAUGAUCACGUGUAGUUGAACCAGCAAACCAAUGAUCACGUGUAGUUGAACUAGCAAACCAAUGAUCACGUGUAGUUGAACUAGCAAACCAAUGAUCACGUGUAGUUGAACUAGCAAACCAAUGAUCACGUGUAGUUGAACUAGCAAACCAAUGAUCACGUGUAGUUGGACUAGCAAACCAAUGACCACGUGUGGUUGAACUAGCAAACCAACGAUCAGGUGUAGUUGAACUAGCAAACAAAUAAAUGAUCACGUGUAGUUGAACUAGCAAACCAAUGAUCACGUGUAGUUGAACCAGCAAACCCAUGAUCACGUGUAGUUGGACCAGCAAACCCAUGAUCACGUGUGAUUAGACUAGCAAACCAAUGAUCACGGGUUUGAUCCCACCACAAUCAAGUAAUUUUUCAGCUUGUGUGUGAGGAGCGUCGUGGAAUAGCGUCAUUCAAUCCCACAAUAAUUAGACUUUAUAUACUAUCACAAUGUAGAGUUAGGUGCAGUUUGAAAAGGUCAAUACAUUUAUUAAACAUAGCAAUCAUUACUCACUAGGAUUACUUCAUUAACUCUUUCUCCUUAUUUAGAUGUGACAGCAAUGUGGAGAUAAUCUUAAGUGCUUACUAUAUUGGUUGGUUUACGUACUUUGCACUAGGGAAUUCCAACAGUUUAGCUACGGUUGAUAUUGGAGCAGGUUAUAUUGGCUUGGGUCAAAAUUAUUGGCCUGCCUUUGUUGGCUUAUUCACAUCCCUGGCAACAUUCUCUGGACCUUUAUUUUGGUUGAUGCAAGCGGUGAUGUUUAUUCAGAAUAAACAUAAUUCCAGUAACAGGUAAAUUUUUGCGCUUUGCUUUUUCCGCCCGUGAAGAUAUUUAUUUCUGACUGGCUAAGAGUUAGAGGUCCCUUCUCCCGUCAUCAGGACUGGUGUUGACGUACAGUACAUGGAGUAUGUCUACUCGUCUCAUCAUCAGUUGAUUUGACUGACUGUCUCCCUAGAUUCACGGGUGGAAGUGGAAUAAUGACUAAUCAAUAAUAGGUUGAAUAUGUAAUUUAAUAUGUAAUGUAACUUGCACCGAUGACACGAGUUGCAGUCGCUGAAAACUGUAAAGGAUUGUCCAUUGAAGUUAGAUUACUGCAUGUAAGAAUAACCCGCGCUGUACUAAACUCCCUGUAAUCAAUGUCGUGGAACGCGUAGUGGUAGCAAACCCUGCAAAUCUAACAACCAUUUAACUUUGAGCGACGAAUGAGCGAAUUUAAAAGAAACAUCCUUUCAGAUUCUAACAUACCAUGGGAAAACGACCAUGGACAUGCGGUAGGGAGAUCUAUAAGUAUAAAACUAUCCUAUGCAUACACUACACAUGCUCUACAAAUGCACUUGUCCCAGCAUGCGACAAGUAAUCGUGCUUUUCUAAUAACGUCUAUCCUGCCUCUCAAACAGGUCUACUUCAGUAUUUGGUGGUAGUCAAGUCUUUACUGUUCUUCUGAUGAUCAAAUCAUUCAACCUCACAGUGUGUACGAUAUUAUCCUGGCUCAACUGUUAUCAUUUAUUUGUCUGGAGUGUUUUCUCGCCAAAAUUGUUGUAUGAAGGGGUUGUAAGUCUUGUUUUAGGUGCUUUUAUUUUAACUGUUUCUACACUUAUGAAAAUUUAGAAAGAUACGAGUGGUCCUCUACUUGCAACAUUGUAUACUCUAAAAUGAACUUGUAUCUGUUAUUUAAAUUAAUCAGUUUCUCGACCAAUCGUAUAUUUAAUACUGUAUAUAGUACCGUACAAUAUUUCUCUGCAGUUUGAAAUGAAAGUAUUGACAGCUUUUCGAAGGUAUCGCAAUUUUUAAGUUUAAUGUUCAUUGCACUCAAGUAACAGUAUCUUAACAAUUCAUGUGGUACAAUUUCAAACUCAUGCGACUGCACAGAUGAAUUGCAAGACUUGCUUCUUCAGGUGUAUCUUAUUUGCUUGCCCGCAGACCCAUGACGCAGAAAAUUGGAGGAGCCUGCAUGCACAGGAGGUUGUAAUAUCACCUGACCUGCGAACAGGCAUACUCUGGGUACAUGAUUGAUUGUGGCAAUAACAAAGUGGCGUGCAAAAUGCCUUGAUAAAAUUAUUAUGGAGAUUGUAAAUUAUCAUUACCUGUGGAUAACUAAGGCCGGAUUUUCCUGUAAAUGUUGGGGAAGGUGGAGGAGGUACAGGUAUAUCGGUGCGGACUUUUGGGCUUUAAGGCGUCCCCCCCCCCUCUCCCCCCAAUGUAUUUAUAUGAAUUGUGCGACUGUAUGACUCCUCCAAUUUUCCCCUUCGUUUAAUGUUGCAUUAAUUAAAAGGGUAGUUGGCAUGGAGGUGAAUGAUUAUCAAUUUGUCAAUGUUAUAGAAAAAUUACUUUAUUUCAAGUAGAAAUUUUACAGUAAAUGUAGAACUUAAGCAAGUCAUAAAGAUUCAAUAACAAACAAAGUGAACUGUGAAGUUAAUGUUAACGUAAUGCGUUCAAACGGCUCAUUCACGACCUCUGUCCAUCACAAAUGCACUUCAACUGGCUUAUUCACAAACUUUGAUAGCUUUAUUCCAAUGAUGUACAAAAAAGGUCUCCUCUUCUCUCUUAUAUCUCGAUAUUUCAACAUUUGUUUUUCUUACAUAUCUUUCCAGUCUGAAAUGGAAAAUUUUAAGAAAACCUUUUCUUCCAAUGGUUAUCCUAAAGCACUUAUAGAUAGUUGCAUUAGGACAUUUCUUGACAGGAUUUACAACACCAAGGCCAAGGUCCAUACAUGUUCCAAGAAAAUUGUUUACUUUUGCCUUCCUUUCACUGGACAUCAUGGUCUUCAUAUCCGUACACAACUUAGUAAAGUUCUUGCUUCUGCUUAUCCACAUAUUUCCAUACGUGUUGUUUUCCGUCCUUCUUGUCGCCUUUCUAGUUUCUUUCCAUUCAAAGGCAGGAUUCCCAUUGCCCUGAGAUCACUUGUUGUGUAUCAGUUCACGUGUCAAUGCUGUAGCGCAUUGUAUGUUGGCCAAACACGCCGACACAUUCACACACGUAUCUCAGAGCAUAUGGGAGUCUCGCCUUUGACUGGAAAAGAACGCUCUAUCUCAACCACGUCUGGUAUACUCGCUCACAAACACACGCACAAACACCCAGUCUCUGCUUCCGAUUUCAAAAUUCUAUCAUCAGGCACUUCUGAAUGGGAUCUUCUUAUCCGUGAAAGCCUAUUAAUUUCUCAAAUUAACCCUGUCCUUAAUGCUAAUAUUAGAUCUACCCCUCUUGAGUUAUUUUAGUUAUGUAAUAUUAACCUUAACUAUACUAACCAUGCAAUUAACAUUAAUCUUUACUUAUUAACUUGUUACUGAUAAGUUGUUUUCC
This is a messenger RNA of Paramuricea clavata, 7531 nucleotides long. Lineage: Eukaryota; Metazoa; Cnidaria; Anthozoa; Malacalcyonacea; Plexauridae. The record is from the annotation of a GenBank genome assembly.